Molecule: messenger RNA, 2074 nt
Organism: Cottoperca gobio
Lineage: Eukaryota; Metazoa; Chordata; Actinopteri; Perciformes; Bovichtidae
Product: all-trans-retinol 13,14-reductase-like
Biological process (GO): retinol metabolic process
Cellular component (GO): endoplasmic reticulum membrane
Molecular function (GO): all-trans-retinol 13,14-reductase activity
Source: RefSeq, a predicted model, not a curated record
AUGUUGGUCGCUGUGGGGAUAGUCUGUGUCGCUUUGGUCAUAUAUAUAUUAAAGUAUUUCUUCUUCAGCUCCGGGCCCAAUCCCUUUGGGAAGGACACUCGUGAACCUUUGAAACAGAUGGUUCAUGACAAGAAAGAGAAAAAUAAAGUGCUGAAGCAGGGUUUUGUAGCCAGUAAAGUACCGGACGACCUGGAUGCCAUCAUCAUCGGCAGUGGGAUCGGUGGGCUUGGGCUCGCCGUGCUGCUGUCCAAAGCUGGAAAGAAAGUCCUGGUUCUGGAACAGCACACUCGCGCUGGAGGAUGCUGCCACACGUUCACUGAGAAAGGCUUUGAGUUUGAUGUUGGAAUCCACUACGUCGGCGACCUGCAGGACCACAAGCCGUUCCGCUGCAUGCUGGACAACAUGACUAAUGGACAGCUGCAGUGGGAACCUCUGGACAAUCCGUUUGACCACGUAGUGCUGGGACCUCCAGAAAACCGCCGCCGGUAUCCCAUCUACAGCGGCAGGACCCGCUUCCCCGACGAGCUGAAGAAGUGCUUCCCUGGAGAGGAGAAGGCCAUCGACGAGUACUUAAAGCUGGUCAAGAAAGUCGGACGAGGUAUUUGGCUCCUCGCUGUGCUGAAGGUCUGCCCCGUCCUCGUGGCCAAGUUCCUGGUCUACACCGGUCUGGCUAAUCGUCUGUCCUUCUUCUUCGAAAUGGCUCCCCGCAGCCUGACAGAAGUGGUCAACGAACUGACGGAGAACAAGGACCUCAGGGCCGUCUUCACCUACAUCUUUGGCACCUACGGCAACAAGCCAAAAGAUACCAGUUUUUCUAUGCACAGCCUGCUGGUCACUCACUACCUGAAUGGUGCCUGGUACCCGAAAGGCGGAGCCACUGAAAUUGCCUACCACAUGAUCCCCAUCGUUGAGAAGGCCGGCGGUGCCGUUCUAGUCCGAGCCCCAGUCAACCGCAUCCUGUUCAAUAAGGCCAACGAAGCUUAUGGUGUGAGUGUCAUGAAAGGCCAAGAGGAAAUACAUAUCCGCGCCCCGGUGGUCAUCUCUGAUGCCGGCAUCUUCAACACCUACCAGAAGCUUCUGCCCAAGGAGUUCCAGUUCAUGCCACCCAUCCAGGAGCAGCUGAGCAUGAUGAAGAACGGUGAUGGUGGCCUGAGUAUUUUCCUGGGUCUGACUGGAACCAAGGAGGAGCUGGGCCUGAAGGCAAACAACUACUGGAUCUUUACCGAGAAUAAUUUCGAUGAACUGGUGGAGAAGUAUAUGAACGGAAAGAGGGAAGAGUCUGCUAAAAAUGUUCCUCUCCUGUUCGUCGCGUCUCCGUCGGCUAAAGAUUCGACGUGGGAAGAAAGAUGUCCAGGGAAGUCCACCUUGAGUCUGGUCAGUUUUGCAAAAUACGAGUGGUUUGAGGAGUGGAAGGAUUGCAAAGUGACAAACAGAGGGUCUCACUACAAAGAGCUGAAACAGAUGUUCAUUGACUCCAUUCUGGAGGUCGUUAUGGACGUCUUCCCCAAAAUAACCAGAGACAAGAUCGAGUACAUUGACGCUGGCACCCCCAUCACAAACACUUACUAUAUCGGAGCCCCUAAAGGUGAAAUCUACGGAGCGGAUCACGGCAUCGCCCGAUUCAGCCCUGAACUCAACGCUACAGUGCGACCUCAGACUCCACUGAAGAACCUCUAUCUGACAGGUCAGGAUGUGUUUUUGUGUGGCUUUGCCGGCGCUCUCGCUGGAGCUCUCUCCUGCGGCUCGGUGCUUCUCAACCGCAACCUCCAUCUGGAUGCCAUCAAUUUGGCAAAGAAAACUAAAUGUGUGAAUACCAAAUUGAAAGGGGAGUAACUGCCUGACGACAUUCAGCUGAGUGAGCGUUACACUGUUUUUACACUGUUAGCUUUUUAAAGCUAACAACACCUCAACUGUUGAUGCUAAACCAAAGGUUGAACAUCAUAUGCAAUCCUAUUCUGAACUGCCUUUCCAGUUAACUCUUAACUCUGUGCCUUAGGUGUGUUUUGCUUUGCAGUUUGUAACAUGUUUGUAACAUGUUUCUCCCUUUUUAACAUUAAAGAUUACAAACACUGAA